This is a messenger RNA of Boeremia exigua, 1246 nucleotides long. RefSeq lists its product as uncharacterized. The transcript has 2 exons. The coding region runs from base 199 to 1008 and encodes 269 amino acids. NCBI's taxonomy places the organism in Eukaryota, Fungi, Ascomycota, Dothideomycetes, Pleosporales, Didymellaceae. The record is from RefSeq and is a predicted model, not a curated record.
GCCGAACUUUCAAUGUAAAAUGCAACUUCAGUAUAGGUUACGAACGGAUAGGGGUCUACCUCCAACCACGGUUCGCCAGAAUUGAUGGAGUCGACCCCUGAACAUGAUGUUUAUUUCGUAACAGCUUUCAGUCUUCUCCUCCAUCUCUACUCAAACCAAGUACCCCAAAUCAAAGCCUCAAACUGAUAGCCAUUCACCAUGUCUACCUCCAGCAUCUCUGUUGUCCUCAGGCAGCCCUCUCGAACGCUUCCGUUCCGGUCAUUUGGUGCCUCCCUAGCCAAACUGCCUGAGGAGUUAAUCCUUCAAAUCCUCGAAUAUGCGCUAUCGUCUCCCGGGUUCAUUGCGAAAACCGACUUCUGGGCAGGAGAAUGUGAAUGGCCAGAGUGUCACUGUCAAGGCGCCUGGAAACACGUUCCAGCGAAGACAUUCACACAAUACACCGUAGCCCCUCUCCUCGCAGCGCCAAAGCCGAUCCCGAGGCUCGCACAAUUGGCCUUCUACGCGAAUAAUACUUUCCACUUAUGUGGGCCUCAAAACGACAUGACGUGGAAUGGAUCCGGGUUUUGGCUGCCUCCUCCAGGGGUCCGACACUGGAUUCGGCACCUGGAAGUCGAAAUUCAGAUCGCGAUACCACGAGCAGAUCCCUCUUCAUCAUCGGGAGGACAGAGAGGCUCCGUCUUCACCCCUGCGAUCGAUUGGCAAUUUCUUCGCCGACUACAGCGAGGCGUCCACGGAUUCACCGGCCUGAAAACUCUAAAGCUGAUGUUUGAGGCCUUGUAUGUCACAACGCAAGAUAGACUCUAUAUUCUCGACGAACAGCUAGGCAGAGCCGAGCCUUUCUGUUUUCAAACGCAGACUCUUAUCGUUGAGGUAUGCUCACCCUGGCCGAUAUGGCUGGACGACGAUGCCUCUUCCGGAGACAUAAUCCGCGAUGAAUCCCUGGGAAUAGUUUUGAGGAGACACAUGUCUGCGACCGGCACCUGGUCGACAAGGGGAGAGGUCGAGUAACAAGCGAAAGAACGGGAUUGGCCUCAGCGGGUGUCUGCAGCUAUGCGAUAGCAAAAUGGCCCGUCCAUGUCCCCGGUAUCUUAAAAGAAGCUAUGCUGGUACAAAGUUGCUUGCGUAUUUGCGUACGAUUGUGUGAAUGAAUGGUACAGUCAGACUAUAUCACACGUACUCUUCAAUGCCCAGUAGCGUUGAAAAUCAAUAUGAGUGAUGACGAGUCGAGUGAUGAUCAAGUCAAGUG